AUGGACUAUCUGUGUCUUAUUUUUCUGAUAACGAUAUUUUUAGGAGUGCACUCACAAGAUUGUUCUAGACGAAUGCCAAGAUGUAACAUCAGGGAUCGUAGAUGUUGUGGGUGUCCAAGAUUGUUCGCUGAUCCGAUGAGUAGAAAACCUACAUGGCCAUCGUCUGUCAUACAAAAAGGAUAUUGCCGCCAUAUGCCCUGUAUCACUGACGCAUGCAAAGGGCCUAUGGUAGAUGCCCAAUGUAGAGUUGAUAUCGACUGUAGUUCCGAUGCACAGUUUUGUGCAAACAGUAAAUGUAUCAACAAAUUGUCUAAUGGACUUGUGUGUUCUGAGAACAAAGAAUGCACAAGUGAUAAAUGUAUCGAUCGAAAAUGCGCGCAGUGCGAAGUGUCAUCCGAUUGUCCAGGGAACCAAAUGUGUGAUCGACAAGAAUGCAGUCCAAUUGUUGAGGCGGUUGGGUUCAAGUGUGAAAUGAAUGAGAUGUGCGAAAGUGGCAUAUGCAUUGACAGUAUGUGUGUAGACUGUGCAUUUGACGAGGAUUGUGAAGGAGGGUUUUGUGCCACACCCCAGGAUGGCAAAGAAUACAAUUACAACCAAUGUACUAUGAAAAGAUCUAUCGAAGCAAUAUGUACAAGAGAUCAAAUGUGUGUAAGUGGUAAAUGCAUCGGCAAUGUUUGCAUUGAUUGCAUCAAUGACGAAGACUGCGCAGGGGACCAAUCAUUCUGUGGUGAAAGAAUGAAGGGGAAUCCUUUUAAGACCUGCCUCGAUAAGAAAGAUUUCGGCAAUGGCUGCUCUAGAGAUCAGGAAUGCACGUCCAAUAAGUGUGGAGAGGGUUUAUGUGGCAAUUGCCUCAACGAUGAAGAGUGUGGAGACGCCAUGUAUUGCGAAGGAUUUGGUCAACCAGGUGUCCCGAAUGAUUGCAAACCUAAACAUGAAUUUGGGACAGAGUGCAUAAGAAAUGCUGAAUGCACGUCCAAUAAGUGUGGGGAGGGUUUAUGUGGCAAUUGCCUCAACGACGAAGAGUGUGGAGCCGCCAUGUAUUGCGAAGGAUUUGGUCAACCAGAUGUCGUGAAUGAUUGCAAAAUCAAACAUAGCAUUGCAGAAAUAUGCACAAGAAAUGCUAUGUGUACCUCAGAGAAGUGUGGGAUACCACCAGGAGAUGGCCUUGGUAUAUGCGGGUAUUGUGCGGAAGAUAGAGAUUGCGAAGAGAAAGGCGCAUUUUGUAAAGGAUUAAAGAAACGUAAUGUGGUUAAUGAAUGCGCGAAGAAAAUCAAGAAAGGAGGAGGUUGUGAAAGAAGUGAGCAAUGCACGAAUUCGAAUAGCUCGUCUGGGGGUAGAGGAUAUUGUGAUACAGUAUGUGGUGAUUGUAUAAUGAGCGAUCAUUGUGAAGGUGGAUCACACUGCAGAGGGAGUGGCUCCACAAUUACAAAUGAAUGUGAACCCGACGUCAAGAAUAACAACUGGUGUGAGGAAGACACGUGGUGUGCAAGUGGACAUUGUGUCAUGAAUCUUUGCAGGGUCUGUGGAGAAGACGCGCAUUGCGCAGAAGGAAAGAUAUGUUCGCCGGAGUUCAAGUGUAAAAGACUGCAAAGUCGGGGUAAACCAUGUUACAGGAAUGAAGAAUGUAAAUCAAACAAUUGUGAUAAAGGAACCUGUAAAGGAAAACUAAGAAAUAAAUUAGAUAUUUGAGCAUAUCUUCAAAACAAUUUUAAAUGGAGGUUUCCCGUUGACACUCUUAUAAAUAAACCAGAUUCAGUUGUCCCAUAUUACAUUUGAUACAAUUUGAUCUAUGUUGUAACGGUACUAGCAUCCACAGCCAUUUUGAUAUUAGACUAGGAGUACUGGUCUUCUCCAUUAUGAAUUGUAAUUAGGACAAAUGCCGCAUGGAUGAGAUGUCCCGUGGUUUUGUGGUUUUGGAUAGCCAUAAUGGUUCGUGGAUUGGUGGGUGAAGUCGUAAUAGAGAUUAUUUCUUUGGACGUUAGGUUUUUUGGAUGUUGGAGCUGUUUCCAUUGUACUAACUGCGUUCUUGAAAGUUCUUGAAAAUAGAGUUUGUUUUCUUUGUGCUAAUUGUGUUCUUGAAA
Molecule: messenger RNA, 2081 nt
Organism: Owenia fusiformis
Lineage: Eukaryota; Metazoa; Annelida; Polychaeta; Sabellida; Oweniidae
Source: the annotation of a GenBank genome assembly